This is a messenger RNA of Fusarium odoratissimum NRRL 54006, 2387 nucleotides long. RefSeq lists its product as uncharacterized. Gene Ontology annotation, biological process: transmembrane transport. Lineage: Eukaryota; Fungi; Ascomycota; Sordariomycetes; Hypocreales; Nectriaceae. The transcript has 3 exons. Gene Ontology annotation, molecular function: transmembrane transporter activity. The record is from RefSeq and is a predicted model, not a curated record. Gene Ontology annotation, cellular component: membrane. Bases 1089 to 2258 code for a protein of 389 amino acids.
GCUGACUUGACAUGCAGACUCGACUGUUGGUUCUUGACCCCGUCGUCAGACCUCAUGAAGAAGUAAAACUUCAUUUUGGCUGAAAUCAAUGCCUGCAACCGCCAAGACUGUUGGUCCUUUGUGCCGCACAGGCUCCACCAUGUUCCUGACUCCAAAGGCUCCUCUUCUCGAACGACUCCAUUGUGUCCGAACUUCGCCUAAACACAGACUAAAAAGCAAAACUCGACUCACACCAAGAAUUCAGGACCCUCGUAACUGCAAUAGCUAUGACAAUGACAUGACUUUGACAAAGAUGUCGUUCGGAUUGAGUCAGCUAACACAGCGGAAGAUUUUCCGGACUUCGGCACGGGACGGGGGGGAGGAUCACCAAUUAGUCAGGGUCUAGCUAGGAUGUAAGAGUCUGGCCAGGGUCUACAGGGGUUGGGCAAGCACCAUGUACCAAGGAGAGGAACUGUUGGCGGGUGUACAUCCUAAAGAGUGUUCCAUGCCGCACUCCUGCAUUUCUAUUACCGAAGCAUCUGCAGGUUUGCCUUCUUCUUUUUGUUCCUCGAUUUAUUUUAUUUCCUUCUUUAAAUCAUCGUCCCUCUUCCACUAAGUUGAGUCUUUGAUUGGGAAAGAGUACGCCAAAAUGUCUGCUGAAGGCGAUAAACGAUCAGUCGAAGUUCAAGAUGCCGCGUAUGGCAUCAAUGAAUCCAGCGAGCAUGUCGACGAGAAGAAGGGCAACGCGGCUGAUCGCGCCGACAUGUACCGCAUGGGCAAAACUCAAGAGAUGACGAGAAACUUUCGUUUUCUGUCCAUCUUUGGCUUCUCCAUGAUCCUCAUGGCGUCUUGGGAGUUCUCCCUCAGUGUCUCAACAAUCGGUCUCGUCAACGGCGGCACAGCAGGUCUGAUCUGGAUGUUCUUCGUCUGCUGGAUGGGCUUCCUCCUCGUCAACACCUCCAUGGCCGAAAUGGCUUCAAUGUCCGUGCCACCACUGCUACUUCACCACCAAUUACUGACAGAACUACAGGGCUCCUACAACAGGAGGUCAAUACCACUGGGUCUCCGAAUUCGCACCACCAAAAUACCAGAAACUCAUCAGCUACCUCAUGGGCUGGAUGUGUGUCCUCGGCUGGCAGACAUCAUGCGCUUCAUCAGCUUUCAUCGCCGGAACGCAAAUCCAAGGCCUCGUAGUGUUGAACUAUCCCGAUUACGUUCCUAAGCCAUGGCAUGGAACACUACUUACUAUCGCAGUAGCUGCUUUCUCGGUUGUGUUCAACACACUCCUUGCUAGAAAGCUACCGUUGAUUGAAGCAACAGUUCUUGUCAUUCACAUCUUUGCGUUCUUCGGCAUAUUGGUUACCCUUUGGGUUCUCUCACCGCGGGCUGAUGCUACUGCUGUGUUUACUGAGUUCACCGACGGUGGUGGUUGGGGAAGUAUCGGCGGUUCUACGCUCGUUGGUAUUCUUGCAGGUGUGUUGCCGUUGCUUGGUGCUGAUGCUGCUGUGCACAUGUCUGAGGAACUCCGCGAUGCAAGCCGCACUCUACCAAAGGCUAUGAUCUCAACGACUGUUUUCAACGGUGCGUUUGGCUGGAUCAUGGUUAUCACAUACUGUUUCUGCAUCGGUAAUCUCGAGGAGGUCAUAGCUUCGCCAACAGGAUAUCCCUUUAUGCAAGUAUUCCUGAACUCAACUCAGUCGACGAGUAGUGCUACUGCUAUGGCAUCUUUCCUCGUUAUCAUGACUGGUUUCUCCAACCUCACCAUGGUAGCUACAUCGUCACGCCAACUCUUUGCUUUCGCACGAGAUCACGCUGUUCCGUUCAGCCCUUGGUUUUCGAAGGUCCCCACAGGAUGGGAUGUUCCUAUCAACGCUAUCCUGACGACCUUUUUGAUCUCGAGUCUCCUGUCUCUUAUCAACAUUGGUUCAGCAGUCGCCCUCAACUCAAUCACGUCAUUGGCGACAACAUCCCUUCUCUCAAGUUACAUCGUCUCAAUCGGAUGCAUGAUCUGGCGACGAUCAACGAACAGUCCUCUCCUCAAGUCUAAGUUCAGUCUUGGAAGAUGGGGCCUUGCUGUCAACAUCGUCUCCGAAGCCUUCCUCAUUAUAAUUUUCGUCCUGGCUUUCAUGCCAGGAAACCCUAACCCAUCCCCAUCAGAGAUGAACUGGAGCAUUCUCAUUUAUGGGGCUGUCGCGGUGUUCUCCGUGGGAUACUACUUAUUCCGAGGAACCCACCGUUAUGAAGGCCCUGUGGCAUAUGUCAGAAAGCUGGAACAGUAGAGGCACCAUAGCAAAGCAAGACUUGUGUUCUUAUACUUUCCCCUGGUUUAAGUCAGGGGUUAAGCUAGUAACUGCAGAUUAAUUUAAUAAAAUGAAAUAUUCACUCUCUGCACAAUACGUACUGACAGC